AGAAGAUUGGCAACACUGCUCGGUCGCAUGUGUAAUAUCAUCGAUAUUCUAGCGAUUAUCUUAAUAAUUCUGUUUUUAAUAUAACCGAAGUAAUCUACCGAAUAAUAUCUGUUGCUUCAUUAAAUAUUGAUUUAAUCUCGUAACUACACAUAUUCUGCAUUUAAAUUACUAAUCAUUUGAGGGAGAAAAAUGGCUGAACCAAUCCGUGUCGUAGUUACUGGUGCUGCCGGUCAAAUUGCCUAUUCACUACUUUAUAUGAUUGCUCGUGGUGAAGUGUUUGGUAAAGAUCAACCACUAAUUUUGCACUUAUUGGACAUUCCACCCAUGGUUGAUGUUUUGGAAGGUGUUAUUAUGGAGUUGACUGACUGUGCUUUACCGUUACUACGCAACGUAGUUCCUACUACGGAUCCAGCUGUUGCAUUCAAAGAAGUUGCGGCUGCGUUUUUGGUUGGUGCUAUGCCACGUCGGGAAGGAAUGGAACGCAAAGAUUUACUCUCAGCAAAUGUAAAAAUCUUUAAAAUUCAGGGUCAAGCAUUGGAUAAAUAUGCCAAUAAAGAUGUUAAAGUGUUGGUUGUUGGUAACCCAGCCAACACAAAUGCCGCAGUAUGCGCCUAUUAUGCGCCCACUAUUCCACGAGAAAAUUUUACGGCAAUGACUCGCUUGGAUCAGAAUCGCGCACAGGCACAAAUUGCUACCAAAGUUGGUGUGCCCGUAGCCGAUGUAAAAAAUGUGAUAAUUUGGGGCAAUCAUUCGUCUACUCAGUUCCCCGAUGCUAAUCAUGCCGUUGUAAUGAUAGGCAAUACAGAAAGAUCAGCCAUCGAAGCUGUAGGUGAUGCUGAAUAUUUAAAAACUUCAUUUAUUGAAGUCGUGCAAAAACGUGGCGCCACAGUGAUUGCAGCUCGUAAAAUGUCCUCGGCUAUGUCCGCAGCGAAGGCUGCUUGCGAUCAUAUGCAUGACUGGUGGUUUGGCACCCCGGCCGGAAAAUUUGUUUCAAUGGGUGUUAUGUCUGAUGGCAGCUAUGAUACUCCUAAGGAUGUAGUUUACUCAUUUCCAGUUGAAAUAAAGAAUAAGCAAUGGAAAAUUGUUCAGGGACUUCCGAUCAAUGAUUUUGCAAAAUCAAAAAUGGCUCUUACUAGCAAGGAGUUAUUGGAAGAAAAGAAUGAAGCGAUGGCUGUUUGCAGUACGGAUUGACUAGCUAGCCCGUCGGAUUCAAAACUGUAGAUGACUAUUGACCAAUCUUCCGUCCUCUUUUAGGGGAGGAUAUGACAUACAUAAUAUAUAUGCGCGUUUUCAAUAUU
Messenger RNA from Glossina fuscipes, 1298 nucleotides. RefSeq names its product malate dehydrogenase, cytoplasmic (gene Mdh1). NCBI's taxonomy places the organism in Eukaryota, Metazoa, Arthropoda, Insecta, Diptera, Glossinidae. Bases 190 to 1191 code for a protein of 333 amino acids. Gene Ontology annotation, cellular component: cytosol; mitochondrion. Gene Ontology annotation, molecular function: L-malate dehydrogenase (NAD+) activity. Gene Ontology annotation, biological process: malate metabolic process; oxaloacetate metabolic process; tricarboxylic acid cycle. The transcript is spliced from 2 exons. The record is from RefSeq and is a predicted model, not a curated record.